AUGCUUAAUUUGGUGGAGCACUUUCUCCACGACCUUUUCUCAACGUCUGGAGGUGGAGAUGAAAGUCAACUGGCGAAUGGGGGGAAUCCUGUAGUUGGGCGGCAGCGUGGCGCUUCUUCCUUUUUGGAGACCUUUUUCGACGUCUCGAUUGGAGGUAAGCCCUCAGGUCGAAUCGUCUUCGAUCUGUUCGACAAGACAGUGCCGAAAACAUCGGAGAACUUUCGUUCCUUGUGCACGGGUGAGCAUGGCGCUUCACCGCGAUCCGGUGUGCCUCUGACUUACAAGGGCAGCAAGUUUCAUCGGGUGAUUCCGAAUUUUAUGUUGCAGGGCGGCGACUUCACGCACGGCACGGGCGUGGGCGGAGAAUCAAUUUAUGAGGGUGGAAAGUUUGAUGACGAAAAUUUCACGCACACACACACCGGACCGGGUAUGCUUUCGAUGGCGAAUUCGGGGGCAAACACCAAUGGGAGUCAAUUCUUUAUCACGACGGUAUUGCUUUGUUACAAAUACUUAGUUAUUUCUGGCGUUCUCAUACACAGAGACACAUGGAAACAAUGAAUCGAUGAUACAAGAAGAGGCACCGAUAGUUUUUUUUUUCCGUAUCUGUCAUGUUUGAAUUUUUCCGUUGAAUUCUACUGCUCUUGUUACUUCUAUCAGAACUAAGCUGUAUUUUUAUCACGCACUCACGAAUAUCUAUUCACCUACCAGGCUGAGACGCCGUGGCUCGAUGGGCAUCACGUUGUUUUUGGAAAAGUCAAGAGCGGUAUGGACGUGGUGCGCUCUAUUGAGGCCGAAGGCUCUGAGAGUGGCGCGACGAGCAAUGAGAUCGAAAUUACAAAUUCCGGUGAAUUGGGCACAGGGACCAAGGGAUCAAAAGAAAGUGGUCUGGCGCUGGCUGCAGCAAGCAACUUCCUGCAGGUAGCACCAAAUGACGACUUCUACAAAUUUGGCGGUCAUGAGAACACCUUGAUGUACAGCAGGAGUAGUAGUUUUAGAGGCAGUUGGAGAGAGCAUCAUCAUCAUGUGAUGUCCACCUCCACACGUUCCAGGUAUAAUCCUGCCGGUGCUACUUCCUUUCAACUCAGACGAAAAGCAGUAGGAGGGGAAAGCGAUAAUAUUGAUGGACGGCCAAGAAUGGAACACGCCGCAGAGCAUCACACGACUUGGCAGGAAAAUGUUUCGAAGGGAGCACGAGCUACGUCGCCGUCGAGGACGGUCGAAGGAAGAAAGAGUAUGAGUAGCAGAGCUUUGAUGGAGGUGAUAGCUAGAAUAGCAAGAGAUGGCAGAACUAUUUUUCAUGAGAAUUUGAUUUCAGAUCCUUCACAACGCCGAGGUUAUAGAAACCCUGUAAAUUCACAAAUGGCUCCUGGAAUUCUUAGAACUGAAGCUGAUUCCCAGGUAGCGUUCGCUAUUCGUAGCAGUAGUAGUAGUGCAGUCACGAGAAUGAAGCACCAAGUAAGAUGUAUACCCUAUUACAAUCUCCAAGAGCAUGCGCAUGGUUCCUCUGGACUGAGAAAUGAACCGACAGCUUUCUUUAUCAAUAUCGAUGCUUGGUUUCAUCGAGAAAAACAAGAAGUAGUUCCUUUUGAGUACCGCCAGCCAGCAGAGUUGUCCUAUUUUGACUCGCACGAGCGCAUCUGGCCCCCUCCUGGCGAAGAUAGUGAUGAUAAACCUCCUGAAUUAAAAAGUGACUGGUGAAAGCUGUAGUGGAAUCACGGAUGAAUGAGUUCUUUGUGUACCAAAUAUAAUGUGUCAGUUUACAACAAAGUUUUCGCGUGAUUCGAUGACGCUUUAC
Molecule: messenger RNA, 1795 nt
Organism: Amoebophrya sp. A25
Lineage: Eukaryota; Dinophyceae; Syndiniales; Amoebophryaceae
Source: the annotation of a GenBank genome assembly